AUGGAAGAAACAAAAGAAGAGAUUUCACAAAUUGAUGGUUAUGGUGAAGUCACACAAUGCAAACAGACAGUACAAGUACAGGGUGCAAAGAAAGCUGCAUUUUUACAGAUUGAUGAGUCAUCUCAAUAUUCAGAGUGGCAAGAUUCACAGGAAAGUCCAUCAAGAAAAAGGAAAAUGUCACUGAAUUCUUUUCUGGAAACAGUAGAUAUAAGUCCUGUGAAAAAAACGUUAACUGUUGACUUUGAUCUUGCAUCUGAGAGGACAAAAAAUGAUCAUGUCAGGAAAGCAAAAAGAAUAAUGCACAGUGUACUUGGUAUAUUGGUUCCACAACAGGAAUCACUAUUUGAGGAGGUUCUAUAUGAAUCUAAUGCAUACAAAGAUCAGACUCUUGAGUCAUUUUCAAAAGCAUAUAGCAGUAUGUCAAGUUGGGGAACACAGAGACAAAUUCUCUCUCUUCUAGUACAAGAUUACAGUUACAAUCAACUCAAAGACUAUAUUCCAGAUUUAUCAAGAUACAAAUUUUCAUCUGCUCGUAAACAUGCUGAGGUUGUUGGUGUUGGCAAGCCAGUUUUACAGAAUAAACAAUUUAGAGAAAAGGCUACUAUUCAACAGAUAGAAAACUUUUUAGAGUUCAUACUUUCACCAGCUAUAAUGACUGAUUUGCCAUUUGGAGAAUGCACUUAUAAAAUCUCAUCUGGUAUUACACUCAAAGUUCCUAAGAUUAUUCUAAAUAGUGUACGUACAAGAACAGUAACACUGUAUUUAAAGUAUUGUGAAGAAACCCAGAACGCUGAUAUUCUAUCUGAAAGGACUUACAUGAGACUGCUUGAAGCCAUUGAGCCUAAUGUGAGAAAGUCCAUGAAAGGUUUAGACAAUUUUGCUGCUGAUGGUAGCCAGGCUUUCGAUAACCUGAAAAGUGUGGUAAUGACAUUAGGAAAAGGAGGUAAAGGACAAGAAUGGGCAGAAAAGGUCAGCAAGCAGCUCAUGGAAGGGAAGCAGUAUUUAAAACUGCACUACAAGUUACAUGUUAGUUUGGACUCAGAAGUUCCUGAUCAUUGUGGCAGAUUUGGCCUGUCAUCUGAAGAAAACAGUUUCUGUAGUAAAUGUACACAUACCCAUCAUCUUUCUUGUAAUGACUGUGAAGCUCUGACCACAACUUUGAAAUUGAUAGAGGAUGCUGCAGAUAGCAUAACAUAUACAAACCAAGAACAACAAGAUGACACAAAAUACAUUAUUGUACAGGGUAUUAAAACAAUUAUAGAGUGGAAGAAACACAUUCUGAGAUCUGUCAACCAAGACAGGGCAAGGGGGAAAGUUUUAGACACAUUGCAACCAAAUGAAGCUUUAAUUGAAAGAGACUGGGCAAUGAAAUUUCUUCCAUUACAGUAUAGAGAAUCUCAGUCUAAUUGGUUUGCCAAACGUGGUCUUUCCUGGCAUGUCAGUGUCAUAACAUUCCAAGAAAAAGAAGGAAAAAACAGUUUGACAGUUCUGCACAUCUUUGAUACUGCUACGCAAGAUGCUGUCACUUCCAAUGCUAUAUUGAAAGACCUACUACACCAUGUUAAUUCCACUAACAACAAUGUUGACACUCUGUAUUUAAGAUCGGACAAUGCUGGAUGUUACCAUUCAUCAUAUGGCAUAUUGUCAGUCACUGCUCUGAAUGACAAUCCGUAGAAUAUAACAGUAAAUAGGAUGGACUUUUCUGAUCCACAAGGUGGAAAGUCAAUUUGUGACAGAAAGGCUGCCCAUGUCAAAGCAUGCAUAAGAAGAUAUGUAAAUGAAGGCAAUAAUGUAAUAACAGCUAUAGAAUUCAAGUCAGCUGUAGAAAAAACAAUGAAAAAUGUUAAAGUAGUUGUUGCAUUGCCACCUAGUCCCAUCAAAAGUUCAAAAACAUCCAAGAUUGAAAAUAUAAGUUUUCUGUACAAUUUUUUCUUUUCAAACAAUGAAAUUACAGCUUGGAAGCAAUUCGAAAUUGGCAUUGGCAAAGUUUUCUCUUCCAAAUCUUUAAAUGAAAUUCCAUCUCUUGUUAAAAAAUGUGAAAGUACUGUGAUAUGGAGAAUCAUUGCUCAAUCAUCCUUGAAUACAAGCAUUCCAGUACCUGUAACUAGAAAUGAAGAGCUCGAAGAAGAAGACAACAUUUGUAGUAAUGUAUUUACAUGUCCUGAAGACGGUUGCAUUGCAACAUUUUUGAAAUAUGGACAAUUAUGUAACCACCUCGACAGAGGUAAACAUACCUUCCCUAAGAAUAAUUUGAAUAUAAAGGAGCGUACACAAAUCACACAUGCUUCUUUAAUGGAAAGCAAAAGUUCUGCUGAAAAAGUACUUCAUUCUGGUACAACACAUGCAUUACAAGCAGAAUCUACAUUAAAGAAAGGAUGGGCAUUAAAGAAUAAGCGAGAGGUAAAGAGAUUUUAAAAAGAGCAAAUAGAAUACAUGACAGAGAAAUUUCAGUUUGGUGAAUCUACUGGAUAUAAGUGUGACCCAGAUGAUGUGGCAAAAGAGAUGAGACAUGUAAAGAACAGUAAGGGCAUCCGGAAAUUUCAACUUGAACACUUUCUUUCUCCUUCUCAAAUUGCUAGUUUUUUUAGCAGGCUUUCACUAAAAAAAAGACAAGCAUCAAAUACUGUUUAUGACGAUUGUGAUAUGAUAGCAGAAGAACCAAGAACUGAGAUGUCUCAGCUAACUGUAUUAGCAAAUACUGUACAGUAAACAUUUAACAUUUUUGGUCUUUUUCCAAUACCUCUGAUCUGAUUGAUACAUGUAGUUUAAAUUAAAAAAAAUCUUCUCUAUAAAUGCUUAAAAAAUAUUACUUUAGUUUGUUUGAUGUAAGUUUAACAUUAAGUAGCAAAUAUCUGAUUUGAAACUUUCAUCUUUUUUGUGAAAAGCUCUAGAUCUGACAUCAAAAUAUCCAGUACCACAGCCUUUUCCUAUACAUGUAUUUUGAAUAUUAAAAAAAUCAUACCCUUAUAUAUAUAUAUAUUUAACCAACAAUAGACCUAUAUAGCAUUAUUUCACUUCUUCAUGGAAAGAUAUCUAACAAAUAUCUGAUGUAAUUAUCACUGAGGUUAAAAUUGCAAUUUUAGAAAAUAUUCAGUUGAAUAAUUAGUAGAUGAUGAAUUGACCAAAAACCUGAUCAACUAUCUGUCAAAAAAUUACCUGCCCUUAAAUAUAUGUAAUACAAAGCUAAUUCACUCCCACUAUUAUUAUGAAUACAAAAACGGAAUAAUACAGCCUUCAACAAUAGACAUGAGUUUACUAAAUAUAUGAAGAUCUAAACCAUUUACAUAAAUUGUGAAUGAACUAAGCAGAAACAACUUUAAGUCCCAAUUGAUGUAAAACUGAUGCUAUAAUAUAGUAUCAUCUGAUGAUGCAAUUUUAAGGUAUUUAUGUAAUUUGAUGUUUGAUCAAGCUGGUUUUGGUAAAACAAAUACAUUUUUGUGCAAUGAACAUGUGCACAUGCCAUGGCUUAUUUUGUCUUGAUUUUUAAAAGAAAGUGGUACAAUCUCGUGUUUGUAAAUUUUAGCAUGGUUUUGUGAAUAUCAAAAAAGUUAAUUGAGAAAAUGUGUACCUUCUGUGCUGACAAUGAUUGAUAAAGUAUGGACUUUCACAGCUAACCGUGUUGAAGAAAGAUGUGCAGGUUGUUAUAGAUUGUGUUUAUGUAAGCGAUAAAUUUGUCCUUGUAAAAUAUGUCCGGGCGGACCCAUAUUCCUAGUAUAAAAUGUCCAUGGUUACAAAUUUUACUAGUAAAUAUAGUCUGAUGUUAGUUAUUUUUGUCCCCAGACUAAUUUACCUAGGAAAUCAUGUUUAUGUCAUUAUUAUUCCUAGAUAAAGACACCCAUGUCAAUUAUUUUUAAAGGUUAAUUAACAUGGCUUGUGUUGUUUUAAUAUUGUUUUAGAAUUGUGUAUUG
Molecule: messenger RNA, 3908 nt
Organism: Mytilus trossulus (common blue mussel)
Lineage: Eukaryota; Metazoa; Mollusca; Bivalvia; Mytilida; Mytilidae
Exons: 6
Coding region: 1-1674 (557 amino acids)
Source: RefSeq, a predicted model, not a curated record